Molecule: messenger RNA, 2002 nt
Organism: Ostrea edulis (European flat oyster)
Lineage: Eukaryota; Metazoa; Mollusca; Bivalvia; Ostreida; Ostreidae
Product: COP9 signalosome complex subunit 1-like
Exons: 14
Coding region: 44-1498 (484 amino acids)
Cellular component (GO): COP9 signalosome
Molecular function (GO): protein binding
Source: RefSeq, a predicted model, not a curated record
UUCUGCGCAUGCUCUGUGAGCAAGUUAAUUGGUUCCGGGAAAAAUGCCGUUGCCGAUUCAGCCAGGAUUUUUACAGGUUGGCAUAGAGCCGAUGCAGGUUGAUGCUCAACCAGAAGAAAAUGACAAUGUGGAGGAGGAUCGAUAUGUGGUGGAGAAUACAACACUGGAUUUAGAACAGUAUGCAGCGCAGUACAGUGGUCUUGCCAAAUUGAACCGACUGCUGUUUAUUGCUGAUCACUGUCCAAUGCUGAGAGUGGAAGCUUUGAGGAUGGCCCUUACCUACGUUAUGAACACUUACAACACCAGUUUGUAUCAGCAGAUCCACCGCAAACUCCAAGAGGCUGUCACAUCGUCUUCCAGUCUUCCAGAUGCUGUUGCGGGAGCCAUUCACAAUGUCCCCAGCUUAGAUACACAAUGGAUAGAAACCACAUCAAAGAAAGCGGCCCUUAAACUGGAGAAACUGGACACAGACCUCAAAAACUACAAAAGUAACUCCAUAAAAGAGAGCAUAAGACGAGGACAUGAUGAUUUGGGAGAUCAUUAUUUGGAUUAUGGAGACCUCAGCAAUGCAUUGAAGUGCUACUCAAGGGCACGGGAUUACUGCACAAGUCCUAAACAUGUUGUCAACAUGUGUCUGAAUGUUAUAAAGGUUAGUGUGUAUCUACAAAACUGGUCACAUGUUCAGAGCUAUGUCAACAAAGCAGAGAGCACACCAGAAAUGACUGAGCAACAUAGUAAAGAUGCAGGACAGACCGUGCUGACCAAAUUAAAAUGUGCUGCAGGGUUAGCAGAUUUAGCUACAAAGAAGUACAAAUCGGCCGCCAAAUAUUUCCUACAAGCCAACUUUGACUACUGUGACUUUCCAGAACUCUUGUCCCCUUGCAAUGUUGCUACCUACGGUGCUUUGUGUGCUCUGGCAUCAUUUGACAGACAAGAAUUGCAGAAAAAUGUUAUAUCUAGCAGCUCAUUUAAAUUAUUCCUAGAAUUAGAACCUCAGCUUCGAGACAUAAUUCACAAGUUUUAUGAAUCAAAGUAUGCAUCGUGUUUGAAACUCUUAGGAGAAAUUAAGGAUAAUCUUCUACUAGAUAUGUAUUUAGCACCACAUGUUAAUGUCCUGUAUACACAAAUUAGGAAUAGAGCUUUAUGUCAGUAUUUUAGUCCGUACUUAUCAGCUGACAUGAGGAAAAUGGCUGAGGCUUUCAACACGACUGUCCCAGCUUUGGAGGAUGAGAUCAUGCAGCUGAUUCUGGAUGGUCAAGUCAAUGCACGAAUUGAUUCCCACAACAAGAUUUUAUAUGCAAAGGACACGGAUCAGAGAAGCUCCACUUUUGAGAAAUCUUUUGCCAUGGGAAAGGAGUAUCAACGACGCACAAAGGCUCUGAUAUUGAGGUCUGCCAUGCUUCGGAAUCAAAUUCAUGUCAAAAGUCCACCUCGAGAUGGGGGUCAGGGAGGGGAAAUGUCCAUAGCUCCAGGGACAGUGUCGUCCGCCAGGAACUGACCGUACAGUUGUCGGUGUUGAUUUCUGUGAUAAAGACUGAAUCUGUGGUGGCUCGGUGGGCCAGAGUUGGACUUUAAAGCCUGCAUGUAGUGCUUACUACGUCUUCGUUCUCAUCAGGAGUUACUGGCGAGGCAGACAUUGUUAUUUCAGAUCAAUCAGUGCUUGUUCAUUUCCCCUCAAAAGAACUCUCGUUUGGAAUAGCUCCAUUUUCUCUGUUUAUUCGUUUAAAAUUGUUUUUAGUUAUGAAGAAAAACAAAAAACUAUUUUGAAUGAUUGGAAAUUGAAUUCUUGUAUAAGACUGUAUGACGCUUUGAGGGACAUUUAUGAUUGGUUCCAGUGAUUGGGAAAUGUAAACAUUUCUAAAAUCCUCAGCAGUGUAUCCAAAUGCAAUGCGAAAUAUUAAGUGGUUGUGUAAGAUCACAAUAAUUCCAGUUUAUGCAUUACACAGUAUGAAUUUUAUUAAAGAUUCAGUUUGCUUAUGGUAAACUGUGAUUAACAAGGAAA